AUGGAUAUUGUUAACAACGCAACAGACCAAACUAUUACUAUGAACGAUGAUAUUCCUUUUGUUCCAACAAAAGUAAACCCAGAAUCUAAGUAUUUUCCUUUAUGUAUAUGUUGGUCAACAAUUCCUAUUUUAUCAUGGUUAGUUCCUUGUUUGGGACAUACAGCUAUUUCAGACCCUAAUGGAUGGAUUUAUGAUUUCCAAGGAUCAUAUUCUAUUGGAAGAAGAAGACAAACUACUUGCUUUGGUUCAAUAAAGAAAUAUGUUGAACUAAAUAUAAAUGUUAGUAAUGAUGAAUAUAUAAAUGCUAUUGAAGAAGUUAAUAUAAAAUAUAGUAAAUUAACACAUAAUUUAGUUACUCAAAAUUGUCAUGAACAUGUUGCUGAUGUAUUAAAUAAAAUAGCUUACAAAAAUAAAACAACUUGGGGAACAUUGUCUAUUCUUUGGUUAUUAUUUAAGGAUGCUAAGUACGUGAGUAAUAAAGCUAUUCUUUUUACUUACUUACCAUUUUUAUUUAUCUUAUUUACUUUUAUCCUAUUUACUACUUUCUUUAUUGUAGUACUUUAUUAA
Entamoeba histolytica HM-1:IMSS is the source of this 567-nucleotide messenger RNA. RefSeq lists its product as uncharacterized. The record is from RefSeq and is a predicted model, not a curated record. The transcript has 3 exons. Lineage: Eukaryota; Evosea; Mastigamoebida; Endamoebidae. Bases 1 to 567 code for a protein of 188 amino acids.